AUGUCUGAAGCUUGCAGUUCCAAAGAACAAGUCGAUUUUAUCCCUGAAGCACUGUCGGAAUUGGAGCAUUCAAUACAUGAAAUUAUUCGCAGGGAAGAAAGCAUCCGCUCUGCAGAGCGUCGGGUAAAGGAGCGGCGUCAACCGGAGGAUGCCUUUGUGUCCUCCGUAGGCACAAUGCUUGCUACCCAUGGGUCUCGACAUCUUCAUGAACAGACACGGUCCCCGCUCAAUACCGCUGUUCCAAAUAACACACCAUUUGUGACGCCCCUGCAUUCGGUUCCACAAUCUUUGUCUAUGAUGGUUGCAGCACAGAAACAGUCAGCCUCAGGAGCUAGACCAGCCAGGGGAUUCCCGACUAGAUCGAGCUCCUGCAACUUAUCUAUACUAAGCGAUUCAUCUGCGGAUGACGAGGAAUGCAACCUCUCUAGUCUGAGCUACCUCGACAAUCUGCUACCAUCUCCCUCUGUAGCACCGCAGGUAUACUCAAAGCCAUCGCAAAACGCGGGUCUAGGAAUCAUCGGAAUCACGCGUAAAAACGACGAUGCUCCGUUCGAUGGUCUUGGAAUUGUGGGAAUCAACUCUCCUUCGCGCAAGAGCUCUCUAAAGUCGGAUGCGGCCUCCAACGCUUGUGAAUUAUACGGAAAAUUCGCCGGUCACUCCAUAAUCGCGGACGAAUCAAGCGGUUCCCUAUCCGAUACCUUCCUCCAGGAAGUGUUGUUAACGUUCAUGGAGGAUCCAUUCCACUCUCGGAGCGGUAGCCCAAUCCCAGAUUGUAAAUCAUGGUACGAUUUAGAAUCCACUGCUGCACUUCAGAAACAACCUGUCGAUUUUCUGUCCGAGCAUCCUGCUACGCAUCCUUCUGCUCGAUAUCAUCGGUCAUGCCACAGAACACUAACCAAUCAGCCAAAGCUAACAAAACAUUUCUCUUCGGCAACCAUCUCAAGUGAGCUGAAAAGGAUUGACAAGGGCAAGGCAAGCGUGGCACACAUUCCACCCUCAAGGACAAGGUCUACCUCGUGGCCUACAACGGGGAAAAUUGGGUAUAGGGAUGGUCAUCCGGCUGCUUUUACCUCACGGAGCGCAUGGAGAAACUGA
This is a messenger RNA of Psilocybe cubensis, 1095 nucleotides long. RefSeq lists its product as uncharacterized. The coding region runs from base 1 to 1095 and encodes 364 amino acids. Lineage: Eukaryota; Fungi; Basidiomycota; Agaricomycetes; Agaricales; Agrocybaceae. The transcript has 2 exons. The record is from RefSeq and is a predicted model, not a curated record.